AAACAAAGCUUUGCCCUCAAACUCGAUCCGAAAUUCUCUCGUAUAAAAAAUGGUAUACAGUUAUAACCAACUGUGCCUGAGACCGUAAACAAAUUUGCUCUCCAAUUCUGCAGAUAUUUCAACACAAAUUUUUCAAGACAAUUGCCCGACACCUGUAUAUCUAAAGCGUACAUUUUUUUGUUUUUGCUUAAAAUUUUCCAUUCCAAGGCCUACACCUUGUGAUAAUUUUAAAGGUUACUUCAAUUAUGUUUAAAAAGUUAGAACAGUUUUUGCAUCUGUAUUUUGUGAAUAUAACUGUAAUGCCGGGCAUUGACUGCAAUCAUCUGAUUUACCAAAAAUAAUGUACAAUUUUAUGUGGGAGAAUUUACAAACAUGAGGCAAGAUGAGGACACUUGAGUGGUAAGGUGAAGACAACGUUCUUUGAUGCAAUUCCCUUGAGAAGUAGACCUCUAAAUGUUUUCCACCGACACACUUUGCUUGCUCUGGACGAUUCAUGAAAGUUAUGUAUCCCUGCAGCUCUGCACAGCGUAAGCGCCUUCUCCGGCCUUGGCCCUUGACUCCUUGUGAGGCUUUGCUGUACUAGACAAUGAGCGAUACCAAGCAGUUCAAAAACUAAGAAAGUGGUCGCCAUUUCCACUCUAGCUGCCAGCAACUACAAUCACUAACAACAGGAAAGAAAAACGAAAGCUUUCUGACACUUCCAGCUGCAGUUACAGUAAUCCUGAGCUAGGGCGAGCGCCUUUGAGUGAAUGACGUAACGCAGCCGGGACCGACCGAGGAGGAGGCCGCGCGUUCUCACUAAGCAGCCUGAUUGGUCAGGCCUGAAAGACUUCGCAAACCCCGAAUGCAGGCCUUGGCUUUCGUAAGCCGAAACGACUUGGGAGAAAUUGUUUACAAAUCCCGUGCACUACAAGGACUGGAGCAACGCUUACCAGGUUAUUGCCGACAUUCUGGAGUGGGAGUCAUUCAUUAACAUAUUUUGAAGUUUCCUGUCCUUUAGCCCUGAAGAAGAGGAGGUCAUCAAACGUGAAGAAGCCAAAGAUAACAGCCAUUUUGUCUGUAAAUGAAAACGGUUAAUAAUGGAUCCAGGUGGCGGAGGCCUAGGGUUCCGAUUACAGAACUCGAAAAUGCCUCACACUUUGGUUAUGCAACAAGAUUUUGUGACUGGGGUGGGCAGUGCACACAUCGAUGGAGAUCACAUUGUGGUAUCUGUUCCUGAAGCAGUACUUGUGUCUGAUGUUACAGAUGAAGGACUCACUCUAGAACAUGGUCUCACUGCAGAGGUUGUCCAAGGACCCGAUAUUAUAAGUGAGACAGAUAUUGUAACAGAAGGAGUGAUUGAUCCAGAUACUGUAUUAGAAGCUGAUGUUACCAUUGAGGAAGAUCUGGACACCAGCCAUCAUGUGCUGACUUCAGGCCUUAUGGCAGAUGCUGUUGCGGAAUCUGAUCAAGUAUUUGUUGCUGAUCUUGUGGCUAGCGUUGAAGAAGAUCAUUUGGAACAUGUUGUACAGGACUCUGUGACUGGGGCUGAGUCACCUACUAUGGUAUCAGAGGAGGUACUUUUAGCAAGUUCUGAAUCAGAAACUGUAAUCCAGGAAGCUGAUACUGUUCCGGGAUCAACUGUCACCAUAAAAACAGAGGAUGAUGAAGAUGGAAAAAGUACAUCAGAAGAUUAUUUAAUGAUAUCAUUGGAUGAUGUUGGUGAAAAGCUGGAUCACAUUGGGAAUACACCCAUAAAGAUCAGUACCGAAGUUACCCAGGAUGACUGUUCCAAAGAUGGUGGCUUUGGAUCAGAAGUUAUCAAAGUCUACAUUUUUAAAGCUGAAGCUGAUGAUGAUGUAGAAAUAGGGGGAACUGAAGUAGUCACAGACAGUGAAUUUCAGAACGGUCAUUCAGUAGCAGGACUACUUGAACAGGGUGGUAUCGGUAGACUGCAGAGAGAUAAAAUGGUUUACAUGGCUGUUAAAGAUGCGUCUCAAGAAGAUGAAGAUAUUGAAAUAGCAGAUGAAGUUUACAUGGAAGUUAUUGUUGGUGAGGAGGAAGCAACGGCGAUCUCUGACACACAGAUCGAUGACUCUGGUAUAAAUAAGACAUUUGUCCCAGUGGCAUGGGCUGCUGCUGCUUAUGGCAAUAACCUGGACUCAAGGCUGGAGAAUAAAAAUGGCACAGCAACUCAGUACCUACAGAUUUGUGAUAACAAUGCUGCAAACAGAGCUCUUAAACAAAAGGUCAAGAGGAAAAAAAGGGGUGAGGCUCGCCAGUGGCAAACAGCAGUUAUUAUAGGUCCUGAUGGACAGCCAUUAACAGUCUACCCCUGUCAUAUCUGUGGGAAGAAGUUUAAAUCUAGGGGUUUCUUGAAGAGGCAUAUGAAGAACCACCCUGAUCACAUGAUAAAGAAGAAAUACCAGUGUACGGACUGUGACUUCACAACUAACAAAAAAGCCAGUUUCCACAAUCAUCUAGAAAGCCAUAAACUUAUUAAUAAAGUUGAAAAAACCCAUGAAUUCACAGAAUAUACCAGAAGGUACAGGGAGGCAAGUCCAAGUUCCAACAAGCUGAUUCUGAGGGACAAAGAACCUAAGCUGCAUAGAUGCAAAUACUGUGACUAUGAGACUGCUGAGCAAGGUCUGCUUAAUAGACAUCUACUUGCUGUACACAGUAAAAAUUUUCCACAUGUAUGUGUUGAAUGCGGAAAAGGAUUCAGGCAUCCUUCUGAACUUAAGAAGCACAUGAGGACCCACACUGGGGAAAAGCCGUAUCAGUGCCAGUACUGUGACUUCAGAUGUGCUGAUCAGUCAAACCUAAAAACUCACAUAAAGACAAAACAUGGUACUGACCUGCCAUAUAAAUGUGAGCACUGUCCUCAAGCAUUUGCAGAAGAAAAAGAACUACAUAGGCACACAGAAAUGUUCCAGGGGCAUAAGACUCAUCAGUGCCCACACUGCGACCACAAAAGCACCAACUCCAGUGACCUUAAACGGCACAUCAUAUCUGUUCACACUAAGGAUUUUCCUCACAAGUGUGAUGUUUGUGAUAAAGGAUUUCAUCGGCCUUCGGAACUUAAGAAACAUAGUGAAACUCAUAAAGGUAAAAAAAUUCAUCAGUGUAGACAUUGUGACUUCAAAACCUCAGAUCCUUUUGCACUUAGUGGUCACAUACUUUCAAUUCACAUCAAAGACCUUCCUUUCAAAUGCAAAAGGUGUAAGAGAGGGUUUCGUCAGCAAAAUGAACUCAAGAAGCACAUGAAGACUCAUAGUGGACGAAAGGUGUAUCAGUGCCAGUAUUGCGAAUAUAGCACUACUGAUGCCUCAGGCUUCAAACGUCAUGUAAUAUCAAUACACACAAAAGACUAUCCACAUAGAUGCGAGUACUGCAAAAAAGGAUUCCGUAGGCCAUCUGAGAAAAACCAGCAUAUAAUGAGGCACCAUAAGGAGGCUUUAAUAUAAUUUUGUGUAAUGAUUAACAAUAAUGAUUUAGGAAUAUGUAAUAAUACACUAACUAAACAACAAAAAAAUAACUGUUUCUCCUGGUUUACAACAUUUAUCUUUAUUCAUAGUUUUUCCUUCUUUGUAUUGCAAUCUCAAAAGUAUUAAUGUUGGCAGAGGCAACAAUGGGCCUUGUUGAGUAAGUUUUACAGUGGUGAAUUUAACAGGGCAACAAAACUGUAUUUCAUUCAUGUCCUGCUUAUGUUAGGGUAUUGAGAUGCUUCAAAGAAAGAAAAAAUUGGUUAAGUUUCUCAGUUUUUCACUUUAAAUGUAUUGUAUGGAAACAACAGACAUAGUUAUUCAAAACUCCCUUUUUAUAAUAGCUAUUAUGAUCAUGCCUGUCAGUACAGUUUUAGAAGGUUGCUGGCUGUCCAGUAAUGCUGUUUUUAUACUGUACUUGACAGUCAUUUUCCAGAGCAGUCAGCCUGCUGGUUGACUACCUCAUUUUUAGCUUUCAACAGUAGGAGCCUUUUUACUUUCUUUCACGAAGGUCAGUUAACAUUUUAAUAAUGUGUUUUCACAGUGGCUGCUAACCAGUUUAAUGGUAGAAAGUGUCCCAUAAAUUGUAGGACAUGUUCAGAAUACUAGGUCAACAGAUUUUAAAAUACUGGGUGCUAGAAUAUCAAAUAUGUAUGUAUAUAAUUUUGCUUUUAUUUUGCAAUAUGAUGCACUUAAACGAUGAUAAAUAAGGCACAUACAGUAAAGUAGUAGUUUGCAGUCUUGUCUUGUUGUAUAAAUGAGGAACACAUAUAAAAGAAAUGACAGAUGAAUAGUUAAAGACAAAAAGCUGUUCAAAUCUAUUCUUUAAAGUUUCUCCUUCCAGUUUUGAAACAAGAAACCCACCCCAGCGAAUGGCCAUCUAGUGUAGUGAUACAUUAAAGAAAAGGUAAAGGAUGAUUUCCCCCUAAGGCUAUCUUAGGGGAGAUGUCUGUUCUGGUGAAAUCGUUUUUUAAUAUACACAGAAAUUGCACCUUUUUGAACCCAUAAAGUUUAUGCCAUAGUAAACAUUUCAGUCAGUAAAGAAGUAUUUAUACAUUAUUUAAUCUAUGUAAAAUGCUGUCACUAGAACUGAGAAAUGGAACUCCAGUUUAUGGUGUAUACAUGUUGACAUUUGCAUCUUUUUGCAAAACAGCUUUGUGUUGGCAUGUUGCAGUAACUCAGAACUGUGCUUAAUAGAUCCAGCAGGUCCAGGGCUAUUUAAUAAAAUUGUUAUGCGUGUAUUGUAAUUUUUUUAAGUUCAUGUUUGCACACCUGUUCAUGUUGUAAAUUUUUAAGUUUGUUUUGCGAUUAUGUGGUUUUGUGUUGGUCAGACAGUGUUUUUUUUUUCUUUUUUUCUUUUUGCACCAGAUGAGAAUCAGUUUCUUGGAAGUACCAUUUUUAUACUUCUGAAUUCAGAAUAUUAAUUUUGCAACAGCUCUUACAUGAAAUAUUUGUGGCAUAUGUGGCUGUACAUGAUAUACAUGCUGUAAAAUAAGAUUGUCACUGUUAUGUGGGAUAAUUUGUAAAUGUUAACUCAUUGUUAUGAGCAUACAAUAAAAUGCAUCUCUUGCAA
Molecule: messenger RNA, 5037 nt
Organism: Protopterus annectens (West African lungfish)
Lineage: Eukaryota; Metazoa; Chordata; Ceratodontiformes; Protopteridae
Gene: ZNF711
Product: zinc finger protein 711
Exons: 10
Coding region: 1080-3446 (788 amino acids)
Biological process (GO): regulation of transcription by RNA polymerase II
Cellular component (GO): nucleus
Molecular function (GO): DNA-binding transcription factor activity, RNA polymerase II-specific; RNA polymerase II cis-regulatory region sequence-specific DNA binding; metal ion binding
Source: RefSeq, a predicted model, not a curated record